Molecule: messenger RNA, 841 nt
Organism: Megalopta genalis
Lineage: Eukaryota; Metazoa; Arthropoda; Insecta; Hymenoptera; Halictidae
Source: RefSeq, a predicted model, not a curated record
GCGUACGUUCGUCUUUCGACAGUGAUCUUGUCAUUCAAUUGCGCGCCGAGAUUUUGUUUGCCAUGGAUCGAUACCUGUGCUUCGUGCUGAUGAUCGUCGCUUUUCCAUUCGCCAUGCCACAGUCGACCGAGAGGGGACCGUGCAAGUGUGGUGUGUUUCCGGUGGGGACGUCAAAGUCGAUCAUCGAACGGUCGUUUCAGCUGAACGUCACGUGUGACAAUGAGGGACUGGAGCAAUGUGUUGCGUUAUGCGUUGCUCUGGCGAAGACUGCGCAAGACAGGAUGCCACAAAUGAUUUGCGAGGCGAUAGAGGAACACGUGGAAAAUCUGCAGGUUGCAGUGUUCGCUGAGACUUGCGACAGUCUCUCCUGGACGUUCACCGGUCUAAAAAGCGAAGAACCAUUCCUCUGCUGUCAUGAUAGAAAAUCGAUUUCUUGUUAGAACAAGAUCCGAUGAUCGCAGUCGAUUAAACGCAUCGAUCCUUCGUUAGGCUGUUGAAGAAAUUUCAAGUGAAAAGUUGCGUUGUUUUAUCGUAUAGUCUGUGUGUGUUUUAACGUUUUUUAACGCGCGGAUGUCUGUAUCGACGACAAGAUCCACCAACUGUUUAUCAGUUUGUCGGUAAUCGAUGAAUUUGUAUCGUAGCCGGCCCUUAUCGCGUACGAUUGACAUAAAUAAGGAUCGAUUGUGGUUCGGUAGAAACGGAUUGUUACGGAAUCCGCGUUAACGGUAUCGGCGAGCGAAGUUAAUUAUUGGUAGUUGCGGCAAGCCUCGUGUUUUUUUAAUCGACAAACGAAGAAUCGACGAUGAGAGAUCGUGUAACUUGAAUAAAUUGAGACAAUGGA